Messenger RNA from Dothidotthia symphoricarpi CBS 119687, 1508 nucleotides. RefSeq lists its product as uncharacterized. Lineage: Eukaryota; Fungi; Ascomycota; Dothideomycetes; Pleosporales; Dothidotthiaceae. The record is from RefSeq and is a predicted model, not a curated record. The transcript is spliced from 3 exons. The coding region runs from base 216 to 1454 and encodes 412 amino acids.
UUCAGCCACGCCCUGCUAAGUUUAGUCUUUGUUACACAAUCGUCACGCUGCACAUUCCGGGCCGACGCGCCACUAUCUCUCGCGCGUUGUGCGCAGACAAAGAUACCCCGUCCUCGCGAAUACUACAAGAGGUUGAUGAUAUCCCAAUAUCAUCUAUUAGGCUCAUUUACGAACGAAGUAUCCACAACUAUCGUAUUUACAUACAGUUCUUGAGUAUGUCCGACGAAAACAAGUCACAAGAGACCGACGCGACAGACCAAAAUGCGGCGGGCUCUCGCUCCGCCAUUUCUAAUUACACCCCUCCGGACCCCAUCGAAGUCCAAAAUUACGCCGCAGGAAUUGCUCGCCUGAAAGGCUUCCAAGUAGCCUACAACGAAAACGUUAUUACAGAAUCUCGUUUUCGUCGCAUGUACAAUCAAGCUCAAGACACCGUACGCGUCGCCGACAUGAACGCUAUACAUUGGCAGGAGCAAGCUAAGUCAUGGCAUGGGGAAACUCUGAAGUUCCAUGGCAUGCUCCAGGAACAGAAGGUCGUCAACGACCGUCUACAGCAAGAAGUGAGGCUCGGCCUUGCUGUUGUGCGACAGGUCGUUGGGAAGAUGCCGAGCGUGACUGCCGAUCAACACCAAGCCAUGAUAGAGAAACUGGGGAACGUUACACUGGAUGAGCGUGAUGGACUGGAGGAAUACGAGCUCUCGGACAAAGAUCUCGUGGAUAUCCUGUUACAGCGAUUGGACAAGGCAGUCCAGGAGGAGGCGCGCCUGCGAGAAGAAGUGACCGUCGACGAAAGAGAUCGGCGAUUGAAGAUCCAAGAGAUGAAGGACAAGGUCAAAGACGCUGAGACGACGUUGCUAUCGAAGGAUAGGGAGAUUAAACAACUUCAAAAAGAGGUCCUGGUCCUCAAAGACAACCUUGCAAAGGCAGAACAAAACUCCGACCAGGGCCCCAUCCAGCGUGCUCCGAGCGAUGAAGUCAAAAACCUAACCCACGCCCUCCAAGACAUGUAUAUCUUCUACAUCACAGCCUCGACGGCCCUAACUGUAAUCUAUUCACUGGCUCAUAUCUGGCGCCCAGCCAAUGUGGUCUGCGAAUUAGAACGUAAGGGCAUGUGGUACAUCAAGCAUCAACUCUUUGUCUACUCAAUAGUCAUGACAGAUCCUGAGUCUGGUUUGCUUAGCCACCAUCCUGAGGUGCGCAAAACAAUAUGGGCAGCUGUUUCAGCCAUGCCGGAGCUUCAAGAAAAGACAGAAGAUAGCUUCUGGCGCAGGUUUGGCGUGAGCCGUCUGCUCAGACUCCCUGAGGGUAUGAAGAGACAAGCUGAGGACUGGCGCAAACUACGAGAGUUUAUUGAAAAGGAAGCGCGGACGACAAAUGAAACAAGGUGGAAAACACUUCAUGACCAUUGGCAGACCUCCUGGGCCGAAAGCAGACCGUCGGGGGAAAAGGACGUGUGAAAAGAGAGCAGCCUGAAAGAACAUGUAUCUAGACACUAUCAGAAAUCCUCUAGC